Quercus lobata is the source of this 1896-nucleotide messenger RNA. RefSeq names its product (-)-germacrene D synthase-like. Gene Ontology annotation, biological process: diterpenoid biosynthetic process. The transcript is spliced from 7 exons. Bases 55 to 1722 code for a protein of 555 amino acids. Lineage: Eukaryota; Viridiplantae; Streptophyta; Magnoliopsida; Fagales; Fagaceae. Gene Ontology annotation, molecular function: magnesium ion binding; terpene synthase activity. The record is from RefSeq and is a predicted model, not a curated record.
CAAAUCCCAUCAUACCAUUCAAAACUUAGACUCCUCCUUGAACAUAGAAAAAAUAUGUCUAUCCAAGUCUCAGGGGCUCCAUCCCAAAAUGCCAAAUCAGAGGUUGUUCGCCGGACAGCAAAUUUCCAUCCAAGCAUUUGGGGUGACCGUUUCAUCAGCAAUACUUCUGUAGACAAGGAUAUUCAUUUCCGUAAAGUAUGUGAAGUUGAAGAGCUGAAAGAUGAGGUGAGAAAUGAGCUUUUUGCCACAGGUCAUCUUUCACAACAGCUGGGUUUAAUUGAUGCACUCCAACACCUUGGCGUCGCUUACCACUUUGAAAGAGAAAUCCAAGAAGCUCUAGAACAUAUAUACAUGACUUUUAAUGACAAAAUUGAUGUUGAUGAUCUCUACAAAGUUUCCCUCAGUUUUCGACUGCUACGCCAAGAAGGAUUUAAGGUUUCAUGUGAUGUUUUCAAAAAGUUCAAAGACGAAGAUGGUCAAUUCAAGGAAAGCUUGACCAAUAACGUUGAAGGCAUGCUAGCCUUCUAUGAAGCUACACAUCUGAGGAUGCAUGGAGAAGACAUUCUUGAUGAAGCCCUUGAGUUCACUACCACUCACCUUAAGUCCAUAGCAUCCCUUAUAGGCAAUCCGUUGGCAGCACAAAUAACUUGUGCCCUAAAGCAGCCCUUGCACAAGGGCAUACCACGGCUAGAGGCUCGGAAAUAUAUUUCUUUCUAUGAACAAGAUGCUUCACAUAACAAAGUUUUGCUCAAGCUUUCAAUAUUAGAUUUCAAUCUAGUGCAGUCAUUGCACAAAGAGGAACUUAGUUAUAUCACAAGGUGGUGGAAAGAUUUAGAUUUUGCAACGAAGCUACCUUUUGCAAGAGAUAGGAUUGUUGAAUGCUACUUUUGGAUGGUCUCGGUCUACUUUGAGCCCCAAUAUUCACUUGGAAGAAAAAUAUUAUCCAAAGUUAUUUCCAUGACAUCUAUUCUAGACGAUAUAUAUGAUGCUUAUGGCACACUUGAAGAACUCGAACCCUUCACAGAAGCAAUUGAGAGGUGGGAUAUUAGCUGCAUAGAUCAACUUCCAGAAUACAUGCAAAUAUGCUGUCGUGCACUCUUUGAUGUAUUCGAAGAAAUUGAAAAUGAGUUGGCCAAGAAAGAAAGAUCACACCGUGUUAGCUAUUAUGCAAAAUAUGCUAUGAAAUGUUUGGUUCGGGCCUACUUUGAUGAAGCCAAAUGGUUCUACCAAAAUUACAUCCCAACAAUGGAGGAGUAUAUGCAUGUUGCACUUAAAAGCUCUGGUUACCCUAUGCUCACAGCUAUCUCUUUCCUUGGCAUGGGUAACAUCGUUACAAAAGAGGCAUUUGAUUGGAUCUUCAGCAACCCUAAGAUUAUUACAGCUUCAUCCAUAAUUUGUAGACUCAUGGAUGACAUGAAGUCACAUAAGUUUGAGCAAGAGAGAGGGCAUGCUCCCUCAGCAGUCGAAUGCUACAUGAAGCAACAUGGUGUCUCAAAGCAAGUAGUCCAUGAAGAAUUCAACAGGCAAGUUGCUAAUGCAUGGAAGGACAUUAAUGAGGAGUGUAUAAGACCUACUGUUGUUCCCAUGCCUCUACUUAUGUGUGUUCUUAAUCUUACACGAGUAGUAGAUGUCAUUUACAAGGAAGGGGAUAACUACACGCAUGUUGGAAAAGAGAUGAAAGACAAUAUUGCAUCAGUGCUUCUAGACCCAAUACCAAUAUAAAUGGGGUGACAAAAUAAGUAUCUGCAUAAAGAAUAAAGGACUUGUCCAUCAAAAGAUAAAUAAAUAAAUAAAUAAAAUAAAGGACUUGAAUACGAUCCAAGUCUGUUGAUGUUCUAAUAUAUAUAGGGCCCAUUUAUAUUGAAGAUAAAAGGAAAAUCUUUGUUUUUUUUUUUU